AUGCACAAUAAGAAUAUCUUGGAAAACAGAGAUAUGCAAGUUGUACAACACCCAACUUCAAAGGUAGAACUUAGAUUUCAAUGUACUAAACUGACCAAUUUAGAUACAUUCUCUAAAAGUGAUCCACAGAUCUAUAUCUAUCAUCAACAAAGAGGAUCAAAGGUUUGGGAUUUAUUAGAUAGAACUGAAAAGAUUCAAAAUAAUCUUAAUCCAAUCUUUAGAAAGGUUGUCAAUGUUGAUUACUUUUUCGAAGAUAUUCAAAAUUUAAAAAUUGUUGUAAUUGAUGUUGAUAAUGAUCAUACAUAUGAUUUAAAGAAACAAGAUUUUAUUGGUGAAUUGGAUACUACUUUGGGUGAAAUCAUCUCAAAACCAGGAUGUACUCUUAUCAAAGACCUUAAAUCAAAGUCUAACAGUUUUGCUGGUACUAUUCAAAUUGUUGCCGAAGAAAUUAGAGCUACUGGUUUAAACAUUAAGUUUAGAUUUGGUGGUAAGCAUUUUGAUAAAAAGGAUCUUUUUGGUAAAUCUGAUCCAUACUUUGUACUUGGAAAAUAUUCUGGAACUGGAUAUCAAACAGUUUAUACAAGUGAAACACACAAGAAUACAUUGGAUCCAGAGUUUAGAGAGGUGAUGUUAAAGUUGGAGGAAUUGUGUGGUGGCGAUCUCAACAGACCUAUCCAAUUUGAAUUUUAUGAUUGGGAUUCUGUUGGAAAACACGACUUUAUCGGCUCGUUCAACACAACCACUGCCGAGUUACUUGCUGGCAAGAAGGACUUUGAUGUGAUCAACCCCAAGAAAAAGGAAAAGAAGAGUAGCUACAAAAACAGUGGAGUUGUACACUUUCACAAUGUGCAACAAUGCAAAGACUAUACAUUCUUGGACUACCUCAUCGGUGGUUGUGAGAUUAGUUUGAUGAUUGCUAUUGAUUGCACUGGAUCGAAUGGUGACCCCUCGUUUGCAGGUUCGCUCCAUUACAAACAUCCAACCGAACCAAACGAGUAUGCCAAGGCAAUCGUCAGUGUUGGUAAUGUGUUGGGUCCAUACGACGCCGAUGGUAUCAUCCCAGUCUAUGGGUUUGGUGCCACUGUUCCUGGUGUCGGUCGUGUCAACCAUUGCUUCCCAAUGUCACUCACUGAUAAUCCAAAUGCACUCGGUGUGCCAGGUGUACUCGACACUUACUACCAAAACAUCACACGUGUCGAUUUCUCGGGUCCAACUUACUUUGCACCUAUCAUUAAUGCAGCUGCUUCGUUUGCUGCUGGUGGUGGUGCACAAAAGUACACCAUUCUCUUGAUCAUCACCGACGGUGAGAUUUGUGACAUGGAAAACACAAUCGAGUCGAUUGUCAAGGCUUCCACCUUGCCCAUGUCUAUCGUCAUUGUCGGUGUUGGUAAUGCCAACUUUGACAACAUGAAUGUAUUGGAUGGCGACAAUGGUGUUCUCAUUGCCCCCUCCAAAGCCAGAGCCGAAAGAGAUAUCGUCCAAUUUGUCGCUUUCAAUCAAUACAAAGACAAAGACUUUAUGCUCUUGGCGAAUGAAACACUCAAAGAAAUACCAGGUCAACUUUUGGGUUACAUGAAAUCAAGGAAUAUUCAACCAAAUCCACCAAGAGUUGCUCAAGCUGUUCCACCAGUUGUUGUUGCUGCUACUCCAGUUCCACCAAAAUAA
Cavenderia fasciculata is the source of this 1665-nucleotide messenger RNA. It is a transcript of the gene cpnC, whose product is annotated as phospholipid-binding protein. Gene Ontology annotation, biological process: cellular response to calcium ion. The record is from RefSeq and is a predicted model, not a curated record. The transcript is spliced from 4 exons. Gene Ontology annotation, molecular function: calcium-dependent phospholipid binding. Lineage: Eukaryota; Evosea; Eumycetozoa; Acytosteliales; Cavenderiaceae. The coding region runs from base 1 to 1665 and encodes 554 amino acids. Gene Ontology annotation, cellular component: plasma membrane.